Molecule: messenger RNA, 388 nt
Organism: Paramecium tetraurelia
Lineage: Eukaryota; Ciliophora; Oligohymenophorea; Peniculida; Parameciidae
Exons: 1
Biological process (GO): intracellular protein transport; vesicle-mediated transport
Cellular component (GO): cytoplasm
Molecular function (GO): GTP binding; GTPase activity
Source: RefSeq, a predicted model, not a curated record
AUGGGUCUUUCAUUCUCUAAAUUGUUCGAACAAUGGUUCGGAAAGAAGGAAAUGAGAAUUCUGAUGUUGGGUUUGGACGCAGCAGGUAAAACCACCAUCUUGUACAAAUUGAAAUUGGGAGAAGUUGUGAGCUCAGUCCCAACCAUCGGAUUCAAUGUAGAGACUGUGGAAUACAAGAAUAUCAAAUUCACAGUGUGGGAUGUUGGAGGUUAAGAUAAAAUCAGACUCUUAUGGAGACAUUACUAUCAAAACACAUAAGGUCUGAUCUUCGUUGUUGAUUCAUCCGACAAAGAGAGAGUCGAUGUUGCUAGAGAAGAAUUGGAUGAGAAUGUUGGGUGAAGACGAACUCAGAGACGCUGUCUUGUUGGUCUUUGCAAAUAAACAAGAU